GCCCCUUCUUUCCUGCUGCGAUCGUGCAAAAGCUGAGGCUCUUAAUGGCAAGUGAUAUCUGUCACAGGGAAAGCAAUUGGUCAAUUAUCAAUAUCGCUUAUGUUAUGUAUCUCAUGCUCAAAGCCUAUAAGUACCACUCAAGGCUCAUAAGCUCACCGUAUCAGAUCUCUUCAGGCUAGCAAGGCAGCCGCACAUGGCCUUCCCCUACCGUAUACAUCUCCUGUUUAAACUCCUCAUUGCUGCGGCUCCAUGCUUCCAGUCAAUGCAUCUCGAAGUUGGCGCCAGGACUAAGCCAGUGGUACUUCCCAUGUUACAUGCCGAGGACAAUGUUAACGCAUUAAGUCCGCCUAUCGAUUUGGCGUGUAAUAGAAGUAAGUGGCCGGUACCGGCCAGGCCCUGGUUCGUAUGAGUGCUGUCUGCACUCCAGCCACGACGCAUCUUUUAGGCGAGGUUGACUUGAUGCAAUAGCUCGUCCCUGCCGGCCAUCUAGGGAUGACAUCCUGUAUAAGAACCCUCUCCUCUGUUUCCAUUCUCGAUUGUGCUUAUCAUUGCUGCUUCAGCAUCAUUCAAUUUCAUCACGAACCUGGUCAUUCAGCCACACUUCUCGUCCUUUCACCCCGCGCACGUCCGAAUAUUUUAGUUACUUCAGGAUGGUCGCCCCAAAUCCUAUAUUCUCAAACCAGGCUCCACGGAAUGUGAAAAAGUUCCGUGCAACGGUGAUCCAUGAUAUCUGGCCGGAAGUGCUUUUCUUCACUUUGGUUGCCCUUAUUGUCACUCUCGUGUCAACUCACACUAACGCGUCGCUGGCCAUUUCGAACCAAAUGUUAACUGUACUUGGGACGGCUCUCGGUCUGGUCAUCUCAUUCAGGACAUCCACGGCAUAUGAGCGAUUCAGCGAAGGCAGUAAACUAUGGACCAGUAUUGCCAGCGCUUCUCGUAAUCUGGCACAGGUCAUUUGGAUUCAUGUUCCUUUCGAGCGUGAUGACAAUGCGACCGAGGGAAAGAAUACAAUGCUCGAAGUCAUGAUUGAGAAAAAGAGUAUGAUCAACCUGAUUCAAGCAUUUUCCGUAGCCGUCAAGCAUUCGCUCCGUGGGGAGCGUUCUGUUUACCAUGAAGACCUUUAUCCUCUCAUUUCCUUCUUGCCGCGUUUCAGCCGUCCCCACAGCUACGCUGAGGAUGAUAUUCUCCCACUUUGGUAUACUUCCGGUAUGGACAUCCAGAAGUACCAUGCUAUACGUAGCAUGAUGCGGGACUCAAAGGACAACAUCUUGCCUCGAUCCGACUCCGAGCCUGUCUCUGGUGCUGACGUAGAGAUGGGUCAACUUGACGAUGAGACGAACAAGAAACGGUUCGACCCCGAGAGUGUUUUACCUAUUAUUCCAAGCGAGCGUCCUCUAAGACCUGCCAGAAAUCCGCCAAAGACUUAUAUCUAUCACUAUCUGCCAUUCCUCCAUCUCUUCAGACCCCUCUUCCGACGCUUCAAACGAAUGAGAGAGGAUGAUACUCCAUACCACAGGUCACUCACCGGCAAGAAAAUUCGCCCUGAGAUGGUCGAUUCCAAUGUCCCUAUUGAAAUUACUCUCCAUUUGUCGACAUACUUUGCUUCGCUUAUGAAACAGGGCCUUCUUCAGCCUGCAUCUGCCACAGCAAUGGUGAAUGCUAUCUCUGCUCUGCAGGACGCUGUUGCAAAUUUGGAGAGGAUCAAGAGUACGCCGUUGCCUUUUGCGUACCAGGUUCAUCUGCGAAUGUCACUCUGGCUGUAUUUGUUCUUCCUUCCGUUUCAAAUCUAUAAUGCUUUUCGAUGGUUGACUAUUCCAGCGACUGCACUCACCUCGUUCGUACUCAUGGGAUUCUUGGAAAUCGGUCAAGAGAUCGAAAACCCAUUCGAUUACGAUCUAAAUGACUUGGACCUAGAUCAUUUUUGCCUGGUCAUCCAGCGUGAGCUACACGAAAUCACUGCGCAUCAUAGGCCAGACACCGAUACUUUCCUCUUCUCUGAGUGGAAUCAACCCUUCGCACCCGGAGAUAGACGACACGCCAAGGAGAUGCUGAACGAUCGCAACCACCCAUAUCACCACAAAGAAGAGUCGAUCCAUUACAUUCGUAAGACUCUUCUGAAGAGUUGGCGUGAAGUCAAUCAUGUAACAAGGAAGCCUUGAGGACGGAUGACCCACAAUUCCAAGGUAGCUCCCAAGCACAAGGUAGUUUCAGAUCACUCUGCUUCACUCAGUCUUCGACCGAAUGGUCCUUGGAAGUCGCUACCUUGAUUAAAGGCUUGUCCCUUGAUGGUUGGGUUGCGAAUCGAAGAAAGCAUCGUGUACAGGUGAAUCCUGUUCGAGCUGGAACCCACAUGUGCCAAUAUUUAUCAUGGAGUUUUUUGGGUGGAAUCUGAGAGGCAUGGAUCUCGUAUUUACGAUAUGAUGAAACGUCUAUGACAUGUAGAACUACAAGGAUACUUCAAACGAAUAUGGUUGUAAUGGUUCUAAAGCUCAGUCAUAAACUUUCUUAACUCUC
This is a messenger RNA of Somion occarium, 2514 nucleotides long. The record is from the annotation of a GenBank genome assembly. NCBI's taxonomy places the organism in Eukaryota, Fungi, Basidiomycota, Agaricomycetes, Polyporales, Cerrenaceae.